Ananas comosus (pineapple) is the source of this 1513-nucleotide messenger RNA. RefSeq names its product protein O-linked-mannose beta-1,4-N-acetylglucosaminyltransferase 2-like. The record is from RefSeq and is a predicted model, not a curated record. Gene Ontology annotation, molecular function: glycosyltransferase activity. The coding region runs from base 48 to 1460 and encodes 470 amino acids. The transcript is spliced from 5 exons. Lineage: Eukaryota; Viridiplantae; Streptophyta; Magnoliopsida; Poales; Bromeliaceae.
AGAGAGAGAGAGAGAGAGAGAGAGAGAGAGAGAGAGAGAGAAGGGAGAUGAAGAGCCAAAGGGGUUACUCCAGGGGAGAGCCUAGAAGGGCAGGGAAUUUGGUCAUCAUAGGAUGCAUGCUAUUGUUCCUUUGCGUCCUCUCGAUCAUCAAGUCCCGUUUUUUCACAGGGACUACUGGGGAUAUGAAGUUUGCAGUAGAGAGCUUGAAGAUGGCGACAGAUGACGCAGAUGAAUCUACAGAAACAGAGGACGCGGACGCGUCCAAUUCGCACGUGGUGGACCUGAGCAAGCCCGUGUGCUACGAAUCGAGCCGGCGCUCCGACACGUGCGAAGCACGGGGCGACAUCCGCGUGCAUGGCGCCUCGCAAACCGUGUACGUAUACCCCAUGCAGCAGGAGUGGAAGAUAAAACCCUACGCACGCAAACACGACCCCUUCGCCCUCGACUACGUGAAGCAAUGGUCCAUCAAGCCCUUCUUCUCCGGCGCCGGGAGCGCCGCCGCGACGCCGACGCCCCCCGAGUGCACCGUCAACAGCUCCGUCCCCGCGCUCGUCUUCUCCAACGGCGGCUUCACCGGCAACCUCUUCCACGACUACACCGACGUUCUGGUUCCGGUUUUUAUCACCUCCUAUCAGUUUCGUGGGGAGGUGCAGUUCCUGGUCAGCAGCUUGAAGUCCUGGUGGGUGAACAAGUUCAUCUUGAUCUUCAAGCAGCUGAGCAACUAUGAGAUUAUCGACGUCGACGGCGAUCGCGAGGUGCGGUGCUUCGAUCGGGUUAUUGUCGGGCCGACGUUCCACAAGGAGCUCGGCGUGGAUCCAUCCAAAGCUCCAUCCGGGUACUCCGUCGUGGACUUUAAGAAGGUGCUCAGGGAUGCAUUUGGUCUGGAGAGGGCGGCGGCGGCGCCGAGCGAAGACAAGUGGGACGUGAGGCGAAAACCGCGGCUGCUGAUCAUCUCGCGAAAGAACUCGCGGACGUUCCUGAACGAGCAACGGAUGGCAGACAUGGCGUCGAGCCUCGGGUUCGACGUCCGGGUCGGGGAGCCCGACAUGAACACCGACGUCGCCAAGUUCGCGCGGCUUGUGAACUCCGCCGACGUGAUGCUUGGCGUCCAUGGUGCCGGCCUAACUAAUAUGGUGUUCCUCCCCGCUGGAGCAGUACUUAUUCAGGUGGUGCCGUACGGUGGACUAGAGUGGCUAGCCAAAGCCACAUUCAAGGAGCCCUCGGAGGAGAUGGAGAUCCACUACAUGGAGUACAUGAUACAGUUGGAUGAGACCACACUGAGUGAGCAGUACCCACCUGAUCACCCUGUGUUGAAGGACCCCUACUCAAUACACAAGCAAGGGUGGGAUGCACUCAAAACUGUUUACUUGGACAAGCAAAACGUGAAGCCCCAUUUGGGCAGGCUCAAGAACUCUCUCAUGGAAGCCCUACAGCUCUUGCCACAUAGCAAGACACAAUGAGUGUGCAUAUAUAUAUAUAUAUAUAUAUAUAUAGAGAGAGAGAGAGAGAGAGA